This is a messenger RNA of Plasmopara halstedii, 1248 nucleotides long. RefSeq lists its product as uncharacterized. The record is from RefSeq and is a predicted model, not a curated record. The transcript has a single exon. The coding region runs from base 1 to 1248 and encodes 415 amino acids. NCBI's taxonomy places the organism in Eukaryota, Oomycota, Peronosporomycetes, Peronosporales, Peronosporaceae.
AUGCGAUUUUUACGUCCAUCACCUUUAAACAAGACGUCCUCCACCCGCAGUAAACUCUUUGUCCUGUGCGUCACUCUAGCGGUCAGUGCACUGCUCGUCUUUUUGUUCUUCUAUCCUAUCUUGAGAGGCUACUCGGGCCGUUCGGUUUACUUACUACAAUUUUGUCUCGCCAUUGGUUUACUCGAAAAGAGCUGGUGGAAUUACCGUAUUCGGCAACGGUUCCUCGUACUUUUUGAAGCAUCUGUGGCAGUGCUGUUCGUUGAAGCAGAAUUUGAUAACUUACAACAUGAUCCAAGCGAGUAUGACCUUGAUAUUCAUGGCAGAAUCGAGCCCAGCGCGUAUGCAGUAACCACGUUCACCAAAAGGUACAUAAAAAGCGUGCGCUGCGCGGUAGUGGUACUAACUCUGCUUACAUCGUCCACUAUCGCUGCUGCUGGUAUUACCAUUGUUUUGUAUUCCGAAGACGUAGUCGUAGUGUGUGCUGCUGUUGGCUGCUUUGCUGGCGUGUUGUGCGCAUGCUUCGCACCGACACCCGGUGAUGGUGUUGCCAUUAUGGUGCAUGAGGGAGCGCUUACUGUGACGGCUAUGAACACUAUGAUUGUUCAAUAUACGGGAUCGAAGAUGCAAAUGGCAAUUUUAGACUACUUGUUUGUGGCGUUGGCUGGCUGGGUUGUCAUCGUUAUCUCGCGUAUCGUUGUAUCAAAGAAGCAACUAGAGUGUUUUCUCAUGGUAGCGCUAGAUACUGUCGCAUUAGCUCACGUGACGAUUGUCAUGAUGGAAAUUGUGGAAAUUGUCGAUCAUCCGCGUGCAAACACAUUUUCUCGAGAAUUUUCAGCCUAUUUUGUAACGAUCGCUUGUGCUGAGCUGGGCCAUUAUCUUUUUGACGCUGUGACGACAGAGUGGCUCCCCACCAAUUUCCAUCGCUGGAGACUCAAGUCUCAACGGCUCUAUGAAGCGACUGACUUGGUCGUAUCGGUAAUUUUUGGCGCUGCUGGUAUGUUGAUCUGGAUGAAAGGGGUAUUUAAUAUGAAUCUAAGUCCGUUGGAUAGUGCUGCUUUACUCGGUGCUACGGCACUUUCGCAAUUAGGCCGUUCUCUCAUUACGCUGACGUAUGAUGCAGCGAUGGCACUCCCGUGGUAUCGAGCGAAGUUUACUAUCUGGAAUAACGGCAUCAUGGAGUUAAUGAAUCCGUUUCUGGUAGGGUGGAUCGUAUUUCAUCCAUACGCAAAGUCGAUCCUUGUAGACUGA